This is a messenger RNA of Aspergillus glaucus CBS 516.65, 975 nucleotides long. RefSeq names its product putative vacuolar sorting receptor (Mrl1). The transcript has 4 exons. Gene Ontology annotation, biological process: vacuolar transport. The record is from RefSeq and is a predicted model, not a curated record. Bases 1 to 975 code for a protein of 324 amino acids. Lineage: Eukaryota; Fungi; Ascomycota; Eurotiomycetes; Eurotiales; Aspergillaceae.
AUGAAGCUAUCAACCAGCUCGCUCAUCCAGAGCGCCCUCCUCUUAGCAGCAUCUUAUAUCCCAGUUACUGCAGCCUCGGACUUGGAAUCCCUCGCCCCCUGCGUUGCACGCUCUCCAACCACCGGCUUGUACUACGACCUGAGCGCGAUCUCGUUAACCCCGCCCGAGUCGAAAGAUGGAGAGAAGACACACAAGGGAGGGCCGGGGGAGAGUUGGCACGCCAGGGGCCAUGACUACCCGUCCAAUUUUACGAUAAAUAUCUGUGCGCCGGUGGUUGAGGAGCUCAAGGAUGUGGUGGGAGUUGAGAAAGCACGUUGGAAGAAUAUCAGUGCUUAUUACGAGUUGGAUGGAGAGGUUUAUUCGAUUGGACAACAAGCUUCCGAUCCCUUCUUCCGUGGCCGCAAACUCGUUCUCAACUACACUGAUGGCUCGCCCUGCUCCAGUGAUUUCUCAGACGAUAAUACCCGAACCAAGUCCUCCAUCAUGUCCUUCCUCUGCGAUCGCGACGCCCACGCCUCUCAAACGGCCGUAUCCUACGUCGGCACAAUGGACGAGUGCACAUACUUUUUCGAAGUCCGGAGCUCAGUUGCAUGUGGAGGCAUGGCCCCGGGUCCGGAUGGCCAGGGACUAGGGCCCGGGGGUGUGUUUGGCGUUAUUGCCCUGAUCGCCGUCGCAGUAUACCUACUCGGAGGCUGCGCCUACCAACGAACCGUCAUGCACCAGCGCGGCUGGAAACAAUGCCCGAAUUACAGUCUCUGGGCAGGCAUGGUGGACUUUAUCAAAGACAUGGCUAUCAUCCUCUUCUCAUCUCUAGGCAACAUCUUCCGCCUCAAACGACCCUCCAGCGGCUAUGACCGAAUGAACGGCGGCGCAGCCGACACUCGUCGUGGCAGCUUCGUCAACCGCGGAGGCCGGAAUGACCUGGACGCCGAGAAUCGAUUGAUAGACCAGUUGGACGAAGAGUGGGAGGAUUAA